UCUCAGUGCUGGGUUAAUGAUUGGACUUGAUGAUCUUGGAUGUAUUUACCAACCUAAAUGAUUCUACUAUGUAUAGCACCUUUUCCCCUUGCAUCCCCUACCUCCCAAGGGGAUGGUCAUCCUGGAUGGAAGGUGUUCACUGGGGCACUGACCUGUGAGCUUUUCCAAUCCCUCAGUCACACCCACAUGAGCACAGUCCCUGUGGCUGCCCCUCCGUGGGUGCUGCAGGAGCCCACCCUUUCAGGGGCUCAUGUAAAACACAGGUGGCCUGGCCACAUGGGUCCAGCUCUGUGCAAAAACAGGCUCUGGUGUCCUGGCCUGCCCUUCCCUGUCUGCCUUUUGGCAGUACCUGCACUUUGUGCCAGCCCACACCAGGAGUACAAAGCAGCAGUUUGUCCUUCAGUCCAUCACUGGGUGAGGCACCGGGUGCCACCACUCUGGCUGAGGUGUGCAGGGUGCCAUGGGGUCCUGGAUGCACACCUCUGCCAUCCUGCCAUCCCGACAGCAACCCCAACCACUACAAACAGCAAUACUGCAGCUGUGAUUCUAAAAGCUAUGUCCCCAGAAAUUGGCCCUUAUUAAUGGCAAUGCAGGUAAUUAAGAAAUAGUGUAUCAUUUAAAACAAAUAUGGCAAAUAAAGACAGUAGUCUUUAAUAAAUAAAGACAAAAAUCUGGAAUAGAGGAAGCAAAGUACCUUGUUGAAAAAUACUAAACUGAGAUCUGGCUGCAGCAUGCAUCCACAGCUGUCUUUUCCUUAGGCUCAUAUACAGUGUUAUGUAUAUGUUUCAUUUUACUCACUUAGUUACUUCCACUGAAUGAACUCAUGCAGUUUACAGAACUUAAUGAUGCAUGUGAAGUAUUUCCCAGAGCGAGUAGCUAGAUUCCCAUCAGAAGGAUGUGUAGAAAUGCAGGGGACUCUUAGGACUGUUCUAAGAAAAGGCUGGGUCUGGCCAUGCAUAUACAGCAAAAAUCAGGUGCCUGCCCAGAAAAAAAAUGUCUUCACUGUUUACUCUGCACCAUUUCUAAAGUAGUAACACUUGUCUGUCCUGGUUAAUGUUUUCUAGAGGACAUUUUGCUUUCAUAAUGCUAUUCAACUGUAUAAAUAAGAGAGGGAGCUGCAGGGCAGUCCUGGUGAAGACAGCAGGAUCCUUGGAAGCUGCUUGAUGCUUCAUCCCUGAGUGUGUGCAGUAACUCAGGUUCAACAGCAAAUACUCAUGGUGGCCUGGUAGAAGAGUGAGAGCUCAUGUUCACCUGUUUCCAGGUAAAAGGAGGCUUAAAGGAUUUUAAUACAGGAGCAUGAAGACCACACUCUACCUGAGUUUGCUGCUGGCUGGGUUUCACACUGUUGCCCACAGUCAGCUCCCCCCCAGCGACCACAGCGGACACGAUCCAAAUGACCCUGAACAUCACGUGCAUCACGGAGGUGAAGCCAUCGCUUGCCUCAAGCUUGUGCCAAACAAUGCUGACUUUGCAUUCCAGUUUUUUAGGGAGGUCACACAGGAGGCACCCAACAGGAACAUUUUCUUCUCUCCUGUGAGCAUCUCUGCUGCCUUUGCAAUGCUGGCCCUUGGGGCUAGAUCGGCCACACAGUCUCAGAUCCUGGAAGGACUCACCUUCAACCUCACAGAGAUUCAGGAGAAAGAGAUACAUGAAGGCUUCCACAACCUAAUCCACAUGCUGAGCCAUCCUGAGGGUGGAGUCCAGCUCAACAUGGGGAAUGCCAUCUUUGUAACAGAGAAGCUGAAACUCCUAAAAAAGUUUUUAGAUGAUGCCAAAGCUCUGUAUCAGCUGGAGGCUUUUACAACUGACUUUAACAAACCCACAGAAGCUGAAAAGCAGAUCAAUGAUUAUAUAGAGAAGAAAACACAUGGGAAAAUUACUAAUUUGGUCAAGGACAUGGACCCACAAACUGUAAUGCUUCUGGCUAGCUUUGUUUUCUUUAAAGGCAGCUGGGAAAAGCCUUUUAAACCAGAGCAUACUGAAGAAAGGGAGUUCUUUGUGGAUGCUGAAACGACUGUGAAAGUCCCUAUGAUGCACCAGAUGGGGAGAUUUGACUUCUAUUUUGAUGAGGAGCUGUCAUGCACUGUGGUACGGCUGCAUUAUAAUGGGAGUGCUACUGCAUUCCUGGUUCUGCCAGCAAAGGGGAAAAUGAAGCAGUUAGAGCAAAUUCUGGACAAGGAAACCAUCCAGAAAUGGUCAGACCAUCUCUUCCAGAGCUUUAUGGACCUCUACUUCCCUAGAUUUUCUAUUUCUGGAAGCUAUGAAAUAAGUAACACCCUUAGAAAGAUGGGAAUUGUGGAUGUUUUCACCAACCAGGCAGAUCUCUCUGGCAUCACUGGCACCCCAGAGCUGAAGGUUUCCAAAGUUGUCCACAAGGCUUCUUUGGAUGUUGAUGAGAAAGGUACUGAGGCAGCAGCAGCAACUGCUGUUGAAAUAAUGCCAGUGGCUCUUCCUCCAACCAUUGAAUUCAGCCAUCCCUUCCUCGUGCUGAUUUUUGAUAGAGAUACAAACAGUACACUCUUCGUAGGAAAAAUAGUUAACCCAACUAUCACUAGCUGAAAUGACAUAUGAAUUUUGUUUGCUAUUAUUAAUUAAAGAUGUGAAAAUGCAUGACAUGAUUUAUUUCCAUUUGUACCAGCUCAUAUAUUGUUCUUUGUUAGUAACAGUUUUUAUUUUAUGUCAUCAUCAAAAACUAUUGGUAUUGACCAUGACACUUGCUGAAGAGGAAGGAAGAAGCUGUUCUAAAUUCAGCUAGAAAAGAAUGUCUUUUUUACGUGACUGAAAGACAAGGAAAGUCCUCAGCUUUGCCAGCCUUUGGAAAGAAAUGCUUUAUUACAAUGGAAGACUCCUGCUCAAUACAAGGCAGUCAGCAGAUAAAAUUAUGAACAUUCUUGCAAAGCAAGCAGAAGUGGUUGUAAUUUACCAUAAGUAAAUCUGACAUGGGAACAGUUGAAUCAACAUUGCAGAGUCACAGAAACCUGAAGCUUCUAAUGGAGACAGCUCUGGGAAAGUGAAAAGCUGCCUUCAACAGCUUUCUGUACCAGAAACCUUUUAUCAUUCUUAGAAUCAAUCUAGCAGCAAAUCUUCCUGACUUUCUUGCAGCUCAAAAGAGAACAGGAAGAUCAACUCUGCCUUAAAUAUGAAGAUUUUCACCAUGUGUUACCAAUUUAACAAAUUUAGAUGGAGCUACUGACUUCUCACACAUGUAUCACCAUCACUGGUGAGAAGGAGGAUGUAGCUGAAUGGGAAGGUGAGGUGUUUGGAUGGCAAUUACACAAGCAUACUGUCAGCUAGAUUUGUGGAAAGCCUAUAAGGAGACUAGAGAAGUAGAGAUUUUUCAAAUGCUUUUGUCCUUUUACAGCCAAAAAUUUAAGUAAGGAGCAUGUAAUAAGCAAAUCAUCUGGCCCAGGUAGGGGUGACAGACACCUAGGUAGAACACAGGCUGGCUGGGAACCACCUUCAAUGGACUUGCCUUGGCAACUGGUAUCAGGAGUACAAUUGGCCCUGUUUUCCCUGAAGCUGUGGGGUUUGGGAAGAGAUGAAAUGGUGUCAUGUCACUGGCACUGAUGCUGGGAGCAGUUAAAUGGCUUGGGAAGCGAAUACAACCUCAGCAAAGCCUUGUGUGCCCGCUGCAAAAUUAAGAGCAAGUGUGAUUUUAUUAGUAUGGUGUAGAUAGGGGAUUGUCUCCCCUAUCGCAGUCUAAAGGAAAGCCCCCUUUCUGCACUAUGUUCCUAGUAAAUGUCCUCUGUUAACACGAUGCUUGAUAUGUUUUCUGACUAAAUACAGUCUCAGUAUAGAUGAAUCUAUCAACAACUCAUAGCAUCAAAAGCAGGACUCAGAGUGACAGAAGUGCAGGUACUUUUCUGGCUCCUGCAUACCCCUCCAUCUGUUUGGGUGGCUUUGUGGCCCAACACCCACCCAGGAG
This is a messenger RNA of Prinia subflava (tawny-flanked prinia), 3925 nucleotides long. Its product is annotated as alpha-1-antiproteinase 2-like. Gene Ontology annotation, molecular function: serine-type endopeptidase inhibitor activity. Lineage: Eukaryota; Metazoa; Chordata; Aves; Passeriformes; Cisticolidae. Gene Ontology annotation, biological process: negative regulation of endopeptidase activity. The transcript is spliced from 6 exons. Bases 1297 to 2559 code for a protein of 420 amino acids. The record is from RefSeq and is a predicted model, not a curated record.